Uncinocarpus reesii 1704 is the source of this 516-nucleotide messenger RNA. RefSeq lists its product as uncharacterized. Gene Ontology annotation, cellular component: cytoplasm; prefoldin complex. NCBI's taxonomy places the organism in Eukaryota, Fungi, Ascomycota, Eurotiomycetes, Onygenales, Onygenaceae. Gene Ontology annotation, biological process: regulation of DNA-templated transcription; protein folding. Bases 1 to 516 code for a protein of 171 amino acids. The record is from RefSeq and is a predicted model, not a curated record. The transcript has 4 exons.
AUGUCCAAAACAUCCGCCGCCCCAGAGCCCGGAGCAGUGGACAUCACCACCCUCUCCGUCCCCCAACUCCGCUCCCUUCAGACGCGCCUCAACACCGAGCUCGAACACUUGACCACGUCCCACGCCAAACUCCGCACCGCCCAGUCCAAAUUCCGCGAGUGUAUCCGCUCAAUCAACGAUGGGGUGAUCAAAGGUGCUACUGGAAACGCAGAGGAGAAGAGUGAGAUUCUAGUGCCUCUGACGAAUUCACUAUACGUCAAAGGGCACUUGGCAGACCGCGAGAAGGUCAUUGUGGACGUGGGAACGGGGUUUUAUGUUGAGAAAUCGACGGCCAAGGCGACUGAGUUCUACAACGGCAAGGUAGACGAGCUACAGACAAACCUACGCGACCUAGAAAAAGUACUCCAAGCGAAAAGCACUAAUUUGAGAGUUAUUGAGGAUGUUUUGCGACAAAAGCUCCUUGCGGGCGAAGCGACGGCAGAGCCUAGCUCUUCAGGAGGCGGUGGUGGAGCGUGA